Molecule: messenger RNA, 2401 nt
Organism: Anopheles moucheti
Lineage: Eukaryota; Metazoa; Arthropoda; Insecta; Diptera; Culicidae
Exons: 4
Coding region: 1-1767 (588 amino acids)
Source: RefSeq, a predicted model, not a curated record
AUGAAUCUCGGUGAAAAGUACGAAAAGGACAUUCCGAAAAGAUUGCAAAAUGACUCAAUUUUUGUGGAAAAAGUGGCAAUCAACAGGCAGCGUUCGGUUGUGUACGUAAUAACCACGGAUAAGCGACUGUUUGAGGUGCGGGAACGGGCGAUUUUGUGUCAGGUACCGCUCGUGGUAAAUGCCGCUGACGAGGAACACCAUCCUCCGCAUAUAAACAACUCCCGGUUAUUCAACGAUACGCCGUGCGAGAUGGAAUAUACGAGCACCGUGAUGGACUGCCACAGACCGUGUAAUAUUAACAUCAACAUUUUUCGUGCAAAUGAUGGAACAAAGCGGAAACUUUUCAUUCUCGUUCAACUGGACCGAUCGUUGGUAGUGGUCGAGCGUCGCAACAUAGACAGUUGUGAAGGUAAUGGAUUGUUAGUGAUACAUUCCCGAUUCGCAGAGUUCCGUCAACUUGCUUACGUAGAAAAUCCUCAACGCGCCGGAAGCUGCUCGGUUCGAAUAGAGUUAGACGAUCGAGAUGUGCCGAUAGUGACGGAUUUUCUGGACGGGUGUUAUGGACGGGCUGGAUCGAGUGCCCUUGAGGACAAUUUUACCUGCUUCGAUGAGGUGCUGAAAAUUUUGCGUGAACAAACUGCAGAACGUAAAUCACAACUAGAAAUGGCCCGUUUAACCGUGAGCGAAAUCUUUAACGGGAUGAACGAACGUAUGAAAAUGGUUCCACCGCUGCUCCGAUCGUCUAAUCCGGAAGAAAAAGUCCCACUCGUGCGUUACGGUGAGUUGUGGCAAAAGAUCCACAACGAUCGUUUGCUGAUCGGUGUUCCACUGUACAACUGUACGUAUAAGCGGCGAUUAACGUUAAUUAAUCUUCGAUUGCUGUUGCUGACCCAAAAUGCACAUGCAGUUCCUUUCUCCACUCGGUUCUAUCGGCUCCGGGAUGAUGAUUACAACUUUAAAUCUUACCAGGAAAUUAUGGAAAUGGUAGACACUAUCGAAAACAAUCACACCUUUCAGCAGGAAUGGGUGGCCAGUAAGCAAAAUGUUCUACAUCCGGAAGAAUCUGCAAUAUUUCUGGCAAGUUGUGAUUUGUCCUCGCUGAUUUCUCUUGGCUUUGGUUUUCAAUUCAACUGCUUCGUCACCUACAACAUUGAAACAUACGAUACGGAAUGUGAUGAGCUGCAGCUGAACGCGGGUUCGGUGGAGCUGCAGCAGCAACAACUGUGCAGCUCAGAGCUAUGGGUUCAGUUUCGUAGCGUGUCGGAAUUGAGCCGUGAUUUGCUAGCAGUAAUGUCCACGUCAGAUUUUCUAGCACUGGAAGUCCGAUACAAGCGUGAACCCAACGUUGCAAUGAAGGAGUUUUGUGUCGGUAGAUUGGGUUUUGCGGAAGUGUUAUCGACCAUUGUAAAUCAAACCGUGCUGUACUGCGCUGAUAAUACGUAUUGGCAGGGUACGAUGAUAAGAUUGGAUCGAAUGGAGGAGAAGCGCUUACGGAUGAAAUUAUACAGCAGAUACUCCCAUCAAAUAAUGACGCUUCUGCAAUCGAUAUACGCCGAUUAUGAGGAGACUUGCUCGAUCGAUGUGUGUGCGUCCAACCAGAGUACCACAGCGCAAGAACUAAAGCAACGGCUUUUGGAUGAAUUGCAAAGCAAAAUUGAACAACCAAUGCAGAAAAACGUAUGCAUGCAGAAGGAAUUCAGUACCGAUUUGGUUUAUUGUUCGUUAGACAUACGGAAUCCACGGGAAAGCGAUAUUGCAUCUAGUUGAUGUUAACCAGAUCGUUUCCGUCACCAUUUCCACGAUUGUCGAUUGCAACGUGCACGUUCACUAUCGCUGGAUUGCGAUUUAUCAGGAUCGGCUCAUCAUCGUUCUCAUCGUCGGCUUUCGGAUGCUCUGGGGUCAGAUAUGGCUCGGGGUCUUUAACGUGCUCAGCGUCCUUAAGAAUAUCGACGUAGAUAGACACGGCGGGAUUUUCGUCGUCCGGCACGUAAUGUGCAUUGCUCGAUAUAACACUAUUACCAUCCGGGACUAACGCCGCUUUGUUGAUGUCCGAUGGUGAUGGAAUUGGAUUAGCUAUUGCUAGCGAAACCACCAAAACUAAUACCAGAAACAACGAUUUCAUGUUGGUUACAGUUACAGUUCAACAAACUUUCACAAGGUUUCGAUUAGACACUUAAGUUUCUGCAAAGCAGGUAAAUCGAUUUUGGCUAAUUGAAGUCACGAUAUCGAUAAAAGUGGACAGUCAUAUCGUCUACGCUUUUAUAUGAACCGUAAGUUGUAAAAGGAAGAUGAUUUGUUAUCAUUUUAUUGAAUGUCCAUGAUGCUAUUUUUGCGUCCUGGGCCGAGUAGAUAAAAGAGAGAUAGGAAAACUGCAUUCGUUAGGGAAUUAUGAAAUGAUCCC